Nymphalis io (European peacock) is the source of this 1765-nucleotide messenger RNA. RefSeq names its product transcription initiation factor TFIID subunit 7-like. Gene Ontology annotation, molecular function: RNA polymerase II general transcription initiation factor activity. The transcript has a single exon. Gene Ontology annotation, cellular component: transcription factor TFIID complex. The coding region runs from base 112 to 1494 and encodes 460 amino acids. Gene Ontology annotation, biological process: RNA polymerase II preinitiation complex assembly; transcription initiation at RNA polymerase II promoter. NCBI's taxonomy places the organism in Eukaryota, Metazoa, Arthropoda, Insecta, Lepidoptera, Nymphalidae. The record is from RefSeq and is a predicted model, not a curated record.
AAGUAGGUACCUACUCAUUUUGAUAUGUAUUGAUUUCUUUUAAUGGCGAAGUGUAGUUAGUAACUGAGUAUUGAGUCUCUUAAAAUUGUUAGUGAUUUUUAAUGUUUUAAAAUGAAUCGAGAUAAAAAUAAAAAAGUGGAGGUGAUGGCCGAGUUGGAGUCACAGUUUAUUCUUCGUUUACCAGAAGAACCUUCAAAAGCUUUAAGAGAAUUGCUUAGAACUGGUGAUAAUAUUAAAAAUCGUCUGACCAUCCAAAUCGAAAACGACAUGAGACAUGGUGAGGUACGAUUCGACCACUGGCUCAUGCACGCCAAGAUUUUUGAUUUACCUACCAUAACUGAAUCUCUUAAGACAAUCGAUAACAAAAGCUUUUACAAAACGGCGGACAUUUGCCAGAUGAUGAUAUGCAAAGAAGAAGCUGAUCAAACACCAUCGGAGGAAGAGUCACCUACGAAAAAUAAAAAGAAGGACCCAUACAAAGUCGAUAAAAAGUUUUUGUGGCCACAUGGGAUUACUCCACCUACAAAAAAUGUGAGAAAGAGACGGUUCAGGAAAACUUUAAAGAAAAAGUAUGUCGAAGCACCUGAAAUUGAAAAGGAAGUGAAGAGGCUGUUACGUACUGAUAAUGAAGCUGUCAGUGUAACUUGGGAGGUGAUUAAUGAGGAUGACGAGCAACUUCUAAAACAAGAUACUGUUACUCCAGCACCCCCGCAAAAACCAGAGAAGAAGACUAAAGCUAUGAAGAAAGCAGAAAAACAAGCUGCUGCUGCUGCGGCUGCGGCAGCUGCCACAGCAGCAGCUUCAGCUGCCGCUGCAGCAGCAGCUGCUGCUGUUGCAGUUAAAACUGCACCAGUAACAUCAACAGUCACUUCAGCAGUCUCAUCAACAACAACAUCAGUCGCCCCAACGGAAACAGCAACAACAACUGCAGAUAUUUCGAAUACUGAAUCCUCCAAUGUUGUUGAUAUAUUUGGUGGCGCUCUUAGUGACAGUGAUAUUGAAGAUGGUAAUAUUAAUGUUGAGUUGGAAGAUAGUCAUCUGACCGCCUUUGAUAGUCGACUAUCUGAUAACUGCUCAAUGCCUGGACUUGGCGAUACUCAUAAGAGAGAUACUUAUCCUAUCGAAUUUGAGUCACAGAUGUUCCAGUCCUCACACAGCGGUCACAGCAAGAAGAAGUCUAACAAAAGUCGCACAACUAUACCAGCAACAUCAACUGUAACGAGAAGCAGUGGAUUGUCAUCGGAAGAAGAUGGAGACUAUCAGUCCCGAGAUAUGUCUAAAGAUAACAUGACCUUUAGAAUUGAACAAUUAAGAACUGAGUUAGAAGAGUUGAAGCAGCGUAGACAACGAACCCAACAUGAAAUUGCAGGUAUGGAAAACUUAGCCUUGAGGCAACGUUUCCAAGAUAUUUUACACACAUUGAAUCAAGAUGUUAUGUAUAAGGAGAUGGAAUAUCAAGGCCUUAUAACAUUGCAGAACUCUGAAGAUAUUUGAGGAACGUAUUUUAUCUAAAUUUAAAGAGUAUACUGUUAUUACUCUUUCAAUUUGGAUAAAAUACUGAAAUUGAUUUUUAUUAUUUAUGUGUUUAUGAUUUUUUAUUAUUUUGAUAAAUUAUUUUUGUGAAGUGGAAAAUCUUUUAAGGAAUAGUUUGUUCUGAAAGACAAACCAAAGACAGAGACUUAAUAUACUUUUAGUAGUGUAAUUUUACUGCUUUUGUAUUAAAUUUAAGUUAAAUAAUAUACCCAUAUUUUAAAAAAACUACAUA